Molecule: messenger RNA, 1831 nt
Organism: Vicia villosa (hairy vetch)
Lineage: Eukaryota; Viridiplantae; Streptophyta; Magnoliopsida; Fabales; Fabaceae
Product: ribulose-1,5 bisphosphate carboxylase/oxygenase large subunit N-methyltransferase, chloroplastic
Exons: 12
Coding region: 79-1587 (502 amino acids)
Biological process (GO): peptidyl-lysine monomethylation
Cellular component (GO): chloroplast
Molecular function (GO): [ribulose-bisphosphate carboxylase]-lysine N-methyltransferase activity; protein-lysine N-methyltransferase activity; protein binding
Source: RefSeq, a predicted model, not a curated record
AGCACGUGGUGUUCUCACAACAACUCAAAAUAGAACAAACCUCUACGAGGUAAGGUUUUUGUUUUGUGAGAGACAGCCAUGGUUGAAGCUUCGGGGAUGAUGUAUACUAACACCAACACCACUCUUAUUCCUGCUUUUAACCCUACAGUUCAGAGGAAUCAUCUUCGUUUAUGUCAACUACCUCUCUCACGAAGACACCAUGUCCAAUUUUCACUCUCUGCAACUGCAAGUCAAGCCUCAACAUUUAUGGAAACUAUUCCUUGGGGUUGUGAGAAUGAUUCGCUGGAAAACUCUUCUUCUCUUCAGAAAUGGUUGUCAGAGUCAGGUCUUCCUUCUCAGAAGAUGGCCAUUGAUAAAGUUGAUGUGGGUGAGAGAGGACUUGUUGCAUUGAAGAAUAUUAGGAAAGGAGAGAAGCUUCUCUUUGUUCCUCCUUCACUUGUCAUCACUCCAGAUUCUGAGUGGAGUUGUCCGGAAGCUGGCGAAGUAUUGAAAAAGAAUUCAGUGCCGGAUUGGCCAUUGCUUGCAACUUACCUUAUAAGUGAAGCUAGCAUCAUGGAGUCUUCAAAAUGGUUCAGUUAUAUAUCGGCCUUACCUCGUCAACCUUACUCACUUCUAUACUGGUCUCAGACUGAACUAGAUCGCUACUUGGAAGCUUCGCAGAUUAGGGAAAGAGCUAUUGAAAGGACUAAUAAUGUCGUUGGAACAUACAAUGAUAUGAGGCUCAGAAUAUUUUCGAAAUACCCUGAUUUCUUCCCUGAAGAGGUGUUCAACAUUGAGUCCUUCAAAUGGUCAUUUGGGAUUCUUUUCUCUCGCAUGGUUCGGUUACCCUCAAUGGAUGGAAAGGUGGCCUUGGUUCCUUGGGCGGAUAUGCUGAAUCAUAAUUGUGAGGUGGAGACGUUUUUGGAUUACGAUAGAUCUUCGAAGGGAAUUGUCUUUACGACAGAUCGCCCCUAUCUACCAGGUGAGCAGGUGUUUAUUUCAUAUGGGAAUAAAUCAAAUGGGGAGCUUCUCUUAUCUUAUGGAUUUGUUCCAAAGGAGGGCACGAAUCCAAGCGACUCGGUUGAGCUGCCAUUCUCACUCAAGAAAUCUGAUGAGUCCUAUGAGGAGAAGUUGGAACUGUUGAGGAAGUAUGGAUUAUCAGGAUCUCAGUGUUUUCCGUUAAGGGUCACUGGUUGGCCAUUGGAGUUAAUGGCUUAUGCUUAUUUAGCUGUUAGUCCUUCAAGCAUGAGAGGGAAAUUCGAAGAGAUGGCUGCGAUCGCAUCAAAUAAAACUACCUCCAAUAAGAACUUGAGAUAUCCUGAAAUAGAGGAGCAAGCAUUGCAGUUCAUACUAGAUAGUUGUGAAUCUAGUAUCUCAAAAUACAAUAAGUUCUUACAGGCAAGUGGAUCGCUGGAUUUGGAUGUGACUUCUCCGAAACAACUUAACCGGAGACUCUUUCUAAAACAGCUAGCCGUGGACUUGUGUACGAGCGAGCGGAGGAUACUAUUCCGUGCUCAAUAUAUAUUGAGAAGAAGAUUGAGAGAUAUGAGGACUGGUGAAUUAAAAGCCUUAACAAUCUUCAAUGGAUUCAGGAAAUUUUUCAAGUGAUCAUGAAAUGAACUUGAUCACCCUUUGACAUGAUCAUGACCUAGUUCAAGUUCAUCACUUCAUGUAAUUGUUAGUUAUUGCUAAGGGAAAUAGGUUAAGCUUUGAAUGAUAAAAUAAUCUGUAUUGAAAAAGAAAAAAAAGCAAGAAAAGAAAAAAGUGAGGAAUGAUUGCAUCCAAACAAUUUUUUGUUUUGUUUUGUAUUGAGCACUUCACUAUUUUGGUCACAAGUUUUUUACAUGGUUAA